This is a messenger RNA of Neoarthrinium moseri, 975 nucleotides long. RefSeq lists its product as uncharacterized. Lineage: Eukaryota; Fungi; Ascomycota; Sordariomycetes; Amphisphaeriales; Apiosporaceae. Gene Ontology annotation, molecular function: nitronate monooxygenase activity. Bases 1 to 975 code for a protein of 324 amino acids. The transcript is spliced from 7 exons. The record is from RefSeq and is a predicted model, not a curated record.
AUGUUGGCGGGCAUGGAUCAGGUUGCUGGACCUGAAUUGGCUGCCGCUGUUACCAAUGCAGGAGGGUUCGGUACCUUGGGCGGUGCCCGCUACACGCCUGAGAUGCUGCGGGACAUGAUUGCAGAGAUGAAAGAGAGGCUCGUGGACAAGGAUGCGCCGUUUGGAGUUGACUUAUUGAUCCCGCAAGUAGGCGGAAGUGCGCGAAAGACCAACUAUGACUACACAAAAGGACACUUGGAUGAGCUCUUGGACAUCGUGAUUGAGAGUAAAGCCAAGCUUUUCGUCUCUGCAGUUGGCGUUCCUCCAGCGUGGGCAAUUGAGAAAUUGCACAAGGCUGGAGUCCUGUACAUGAACAUGGUCGGCCACCCAAAGGGUGGAGAAGCAGGUGGCCACACCGGAGACAUCCCCACGAGCAUUCUGACGCCCGCAUGUGCGGAUAUCGUAAAGCAAUACAAGUCCCCAUUAACCAAGAAGCCCGUCUUGCUUGUAACCGGGGGUGGUGUCAACGAUGGCCGCAGCCUGGCGUCUGCAUUGAUGCUCGGUGCAAGCGGUGUCUGGGUUGGAACACGGUUCAUUCCAGCUGUCGAGUCAAAGUACCCGGAGCAUGCUAAGAAGCAAAUCAUUGAUGCUGAUUAUGACUCAUGGGUGCGCUCCUUGAUUUGGAGUGGACGACCACUUCGAUCACUCAAGACACCGUAUACCAAUGACUGGGAGGUCAAUCGACAGGCAGAGAUCAAGGAUUUGACAUCGAAGGGAAUUUUGCCAUUAGAACAUGACCUAGACCGAUUGCACAAGGAAGGAAAACUGACAGAAGAGAUUGAAGAGCAAGCCGCGCUCCGUCCUCUUGGGAUUGUGGCAGGCUCCGUCAACAAGGUUGGCCAGACUGCAGCUGAAAUCGUUCGUGAGAUGGUGGAAGAGGCUUUGCAAUUGCUGAAAGGGGCGUCAGGCUACGUGGCUUCACCAUCCAAACUUUGA